Lineus longissimus is the source of this 6512-nucleotide messenger RNA. RefSeq names its product dual specificity protein phosphatase CDC14AB-like. Gene Ontology annotation, molecular function: protein serine/threonine phosphatase activity; protein tyrosine/serine/threonine phosphatase activity; protein tyrosine phosphatase activity. Gene Ontology annotation, biological process: protein dephosphorylation; microtubule cytoskeleton organization; cilium assembly. Gene Ontology annotation, cellular component: mitotic spindle; centrosome; spindle pole. Bases 315 to 2165 code for a protein of 616 amino acids. The record is from RefSeq and is a predicted model, not a curated record. The transcript has 18 exons. NCBI's taxonomy places the organism in Eukaryota, Metazoa, Nemertea, Pilidiophora, Heteronemertea, Lineidae.
GAACAUGGCCGUUCGUUUAUGUCAAAAUAUGUUGGGACAUAAUUAACUCGAUUUUUACAACCUUUUAUCAUUUCUAAUUCUACCAAUACAUGAACUUAUUCAAUAGUUUGAUAUAUACAGAAGAUAUAUACUUUGGAUUAAUUGAAAUCAAAGUGAGCAAUCGCCUGUGGAGGGUGUUUGCCCCUUCCCGUUAGAAGUUCGUUUUCCCGAUUUGUACUCACCCUGUACUUCGUGUGUACAUUCUGUGUACACUGUGAAAACUGGUUUCAAAGCUGGCGGAUUUUCUAAUUCGGGGGUCUUCUGUCACUCACAGUAUGGCUGAUGACAAUGAUAUUAUUGGCAGUGCGUCCGAGUACAUCAAGGAUCGACUGUACUUCGCAACUUUGAGGACAAAACCAAGGUCUACUGCACAUACCCAUUAUUUCUGUAUCGAUGAAGAGUUGGUGUAUGAAAACUUCUAUGCAGAUUUUGGGCCAUUGAAUCUGGCACAGCUCUAUCGAUAUUGCUGUAAAUUGAACAGAAAACUCAAGUCUUUUUCACUGGCAAAGAAGAAAAUAGUUCACUACACAAGUUUCGAUGCAAGAAAACGUGCCAAUGCAGCUUGCCUUAUAGCAUGCUAUGCUAUAAUAUAUCUAAAGAAGACCCCCGAAGAAGCUUACAGGCCACUUGUGGCUGGAUCAAAUCCGCCAUUUUUACCAUUUCGGGAUGCAUCAUUUGGUACCAGUACAUACAAUUUGAUGUUACUUGACGUUCUUCAUGGCUUGAACAAGGCAUUAGUCCAUGGUUUCUUCAGUUUCGAUACGUUUGAUGUUCACGAGUAUGAACACUAUGAGCGGGUGGAAAAUGGGGAUUUGAACUGGAUAGUGCCUGGUAAAUUCCUAGCAUUUAGCGGCCCACACAAUAAAAGCAGAAUAGAAAAUGGCUACCCGCAGCAUGCCCCUGAGGCAUACUUCGCUUACUUUCGCAAGCAUAAUGUGACGACAAUCGUCCGGCUAAACAAGAAAAACUACGAUGCCAGACGGUUCCUUGAUGCAGGUUUCGACCACCAGGAUCUCUUUUUUAUCGAUGGGAGUGUUCCUAGCGAACAGAUAGUCCGGCAGUUCAUAGACUUGAGUGAAAAAACUGAUGGUGCUAUUGCUGUCCAUUGUAAAGCUGGUCUUGGCAGGACAGGUACGCUGAUUGCGUGCUACCUUAUGAAACACUUCAAAUUCACAGCAGCAGAAUGUGUAGGUUGGCUUAGGAUAUGUCGGCCAGGCUCUAUAAUUGGGCCACAGCAACAUUUCUUAGAAGAGAAACAGUCAUGGUGUUGGAUGCAGGGUGAUCUGCAACGUGCCAAACUGAAGGAGCAGGACAAGCGACGAGAGAAACAGAGUGUAUCGCGCAUCCUCACCGGGGUGGAUGACAUGAGAAUAGAGGACAAUAAAAUCUCUAUAGACGAUUCAUUCCUAUAUAAAUCAGGAAGUUUUGAUGAGUGUUUGCAACCACCCAGAGCUACAGUUCUGUAUCUCUAUCACCCCCGCAAUGUGAAGAACAACCACCUGAAGGAAGAGUAUGAAGCACCAGUUACACGGAGUUCAGCAGGUAUAAUGACUCAGGGUGAUAAGCUGAACCAGCUCAAGGCACAGCGAAAGCAUACCAGGGCAUCAACCACAGGCACGCUGCGCAUAGAAGAGAAGAGUCAUAAGCGCAUCACAGCACCACAUACUAGACUGGGUGGAACCAAAAGUGCGCAGGGCUCAACAAUGACCGCCAAAACCACGAAAAGUCCGUCAGCGAACACAACAAACGGUUCUAAACGGACGGGUCGCCAUUCGUCAGCCGGACCUUCAUCAGUGUCCAUGAAGGGUACACCAAUAAAGCUGUUACCGGAGUAUCUAAGUUCAUCCGAGACAGAGGAGGAUGACCAGCCUGAAUACAUGGAGAUUGGCGAAUCUUACUCAAACAAUCGUAAUUUUGCCAGUGACUCGGUAAGGCCUUCCGAAUAUGUAGAUUUUAAGUCACGAGAGUUUAUGCGGGACCCAUACUAUACUAGAUCUACCGACCUUUAUACCACCAGUCAUGCUGAUAAUUCAUACUCAUCCAUGAAAUCGAAGACACUUCCACUCAAGACUCGUAAUCGUACAUAUUACGAGCCACCGAUCCACUCAUCAUACACGUACUACUAGAGCAUCAAUGAUGCGAUGAUCCAAAUGAGGCAGAAACCCCAGCCAGAAUUCCAACGCUACAAAAACUUGCAUAAUGACCAUUCAAGGACUCCGAUUUGAAGUUAGACAAGUUUUGCCAAACUGUGGAGGUGACAUGAUUACCUUUACGAUACAGUGAGGAGGGAUUGGACUUUUAAUUAGUAGAAUUUUAAUGAUAAUGUAAAUGAUGGGAGAUAUAUGAUCACAUCUGUCAUUAGUUAGUUAUUAGAUCAUGUAGGCAGGCAGCUACUGACUGGCGCAUCAAAUGAAUGUGUUAGAUCACUUCUAAUAAUGUGCCACUACACCAUACUUGUGCCCAAUUAUCAAAUUUAAAGAAAUUGAGAGAGUAAUGUAUAUUAUCGUCAUGCACAUCACUGUAUAUUUUACAUGUACAUUAUAUUAUAGGGUGGUUGUGUGUCUAUUCCUUAUUUAUCAAGGUAUUGAUAAGGUAAUGACAUAGGCAUAUAGUAGGGUAGGGUCACAACUUCAGCACUCAUUUCUUCUCCAGCUAGGUAGCAGGCACCAGGGGGAUACACUGUAUUCUCCGUGUUUAAUAUCCCUUAUGCGACUGUGAUACAUUUUAGGGUGCCAUGCCCAAAUGAGGGUCUUGGUGUAAAGUAUUAUGAGGCUAGGUAUUCAUUUGAUUGUCUGUGCUAAUUAAUUGGUGAUGUAUGUCAAAAUUGGUUGUUCCCAUGUUACCCUUCAAUACAGACUGUUGUGUAGAAUUAUUGUUUUUUUGGCUUGAGGUUGUUUUUAUUUUGGUUAUGUUCUUGCGGUGACACAGUUGUGGUUGCACUGUUGACAUAGAAAUGUCAGGUUGGAGAAGUUAUAGUGAAUGAGUGUUUGUCCUUGGGAACUGCUUAUUUCACAAUUUUUCCCAGAGUGUCAUCGAUUCCUCUGGCUGUUAUUAGGAAUCAGAAAUAAGACUUUUUUGCAUAUCACUGCAUGGAACAAUCAAAAUAAGUGCCUAAAAAGUUACAUGUUGUUGGUGAAACUAACAUUGGAGAAUUAUUGGCAAUGUGGUUGACUUCAGCUGUUAACAGUUUGUAUUAAAGGGCGAGUCUAUUGGCCUCAUCAGUGAUGACCAUUAUUACUCAAAUGUGGUUUAAUAACGUGAUGUAAAUUUUGAAUAUUUCUACUUUGAAAAUGGCAAUAGGGGAGGACAAUCAUGUGCACCUAUCAAAACUAUUUAUUGAAAUGUGCGUCUUAUCCUUUGAUUUACUUGUGUAGGAAUGUUUUAGUUUGUGUACGAUAUAAUUUUAUUCAACUAUUUCAAUAAAUUGGUAUAUCAAUCACUGCUGGUGAAAUGGAAUGAUAGAGCAGUUUUGUUGAAAAUAAUACAACAUUUUGGUUUCAAUUUUAUUGUUUAUUUGUACCUUUUUAGAAUGGAUUUUCGUCACUCUCAUGCUGACAGUGACAGCAUGAUCAAAUUGAUUUUUUGUAUAAAUUUGAUUCACAGAGAGACUAAUUUGACAUUUUAAACCUUUUUACGAAGCUUCUAAAAUAAUGGAUUUAAUAGUACUUUUAAAUAUGAAUUGUACAUUUUUGAAUGAAUUGUGAAUUUCACUUUUGCUUGGUCAACAUUAUGAGCUAUCACGGAAAAGUAUUUUUGUGUAAUAUGAUGCCAUCAAACCACAGAUGUUUGACAGUCUAUAAAUAAGAGAUGGAUGUGGACUACACAGUGCACCAAUAAUGUAUCUUUUCUUCACUAUCAUGAAAACAUUUUCUCUUGUUUGUUGUGUAUUAAUUGAUUCAUGUACUCAUUGAUUUGUUUUUCACUCAUCAUGCAAUUUGUUAAUGUGCAUAGAGUGUAAAGAAAUGUCUUGUUUUAAAAAUACACAAGGCAAUGGAGUGAGUAAAAGUCUAUAUUAGUGGUCUUGUACGUACCACAGUUUGACCAGGUUUCAUGCACAUGAUCUGAAUAGACCAGACUAGACAACAGUCAUAGGGAUACCAACUAUGUGUACUUGGCCAUACUUUAGUGAGAACUGUUGUCAUUUACUCGUAUGCUCUUGGUCACACAAUAAAAUGGUUCAUGGUUUUUGAUGGCUGUAGGCCCAUAUUUAUUGUAAAAAUGUCAGUCUUGUUUUACGUGUUAAAUUAUAUUGUAUAGAAAGAUGUACAUAGAUGCAACUUAGUCAUAUUAUGCAGCAUAUAUUUUUAUAAGAGAAUGUGUUUACUUCAUCGGCCAAAGUUUUCCGCAGGUGGGUUUUUGUUGGCUUGACCCUGUAUUUGUAUGUUGAGUGUAUAUAUGCACAAAUGCUCACAAGGCUAAUAAAAUCUUGAGAAACCUGAACAACUUUCCCAAGCUGCUGUACAUUAAUUCAAGGUCUUUGAGCUUGAGAAGAAUUUAUGACUCUGGCUGCUUUUGUGGGAAAAGGGGUGAUUGAUCUGAGACAAAAUCGAUCAGACGCCACCACGCUAACUGGCUAUCUGCAGAUGUGUUGAAAUACAUCGAAAUUGAAAUGAAUACACCAGUUUCAAGGAAGACAUAAUGGUGUUCAUGUUUAAUAUGUGAACUGAUCCAGUUUUAGUUGUUGGUCCGCAUUUGUUUUAGUUCUUUAUGGCACAUUAGCUUAGGCAAGCUGUCAUCCAAGUGAGGCUACUCAAAUUAUGCUUUUAAUGACACCGACAUUCAAUACUGCAAUAUUGUCUUGUGAUCUACAGUUUCCGAAGAGCAUGGUGUGAUCUACUAUAUUGUGCCGCAAUAUGGGUGGCUGUGGGUUGCCCAAGGUUAUCAUGGAAAGGAGAACGGUGCCAUGCCCUUCUGAGAUUCUGUUGAUAGAUCCCUGGUUAUCCGGUGUAUUUUCUGUGAAGGGAGAUUUGUAUAAUCAUGUAUAUCCAAAUGUCAACUUGUGGUAAGGAAUGGUGUCAGUGUAAUAUCUUAAUAAUUAUCCCGCACAUUAUAAAGAUAGAUGCCAUUUCUUUGGCAGUUUUCACAUUCAGUAAUUGCUUGGAUAGUGUCCUUUAAAUUUUUAUAUAAAGCUUUGGUACUGGUAUUAUAUUGACAGUAUUUUGACACAUAAUGCAAAUAUCUUGUGUCAGAAUUGGUAAAAAGAUGAUAUAUGGUAGAUAGUGUACUUGAAAGGAAAUCAAAACUGUUAAAAUUCACUUCAUAUUCAAACUGAAAUUAAUCCUCCCCCGGCCUGAUAUUACUUCAUUCUGGUUUUCAUAAUGUAAAUCUGUGUCAGUUGCUGUGAGUUCAAUUGUUUUAGUGUUGAAGAUUUUUGUUGUUAUUGUAUUUUGUCUACAUUCAAUAACGACUGUGUCAGAUGACUCGGAGAAGACCAACUUUAGGAGAAUAACCACAUGCACCUGUGUUGUCACUUUGUGUCUAAAUGAUUAUCCUUUUCAACUUCAGCUUACCUUGUGAUGUCUUUAUUAAGAGAAAUGUAACCCAUGCCAGUAUGGUUGCAGUCCCUGACCCUAACAGCACAUUUUUAGCCUAGUUUGUUGCCCACUGUGGGAUUGGGCAUAGUGUCUGUGAUAUGACCAUUGGCUCUCAAGGCGUUCAAUCAAUGUAUUAUCAGGCUGAUGGAAACUAGUUAUCUAGUCAGCAAAAAUAAAUGGAAUUUUUAUCUACAAUGUACCAAAACUAACAAAUUGGUGACUACGAAAUGGCAGUGACACUGUCUUGGGGAUUUUGAAGGCUUCUGUUCAGGUACGUGCAUAGUACACGGGAGUGCAGCCAUAUGAAGGGUAUCUAAUCUGUCUGAAAAGUUGUCUUAAUUAUGGUCCUUGGAAAGUUAGGUAUGGUAAGGGAGUAAUGAAGUAGAUUGUAGCAUGGUUUGACAUUGUUGAUUGGUGAUCAGGUCAAUAUUCCUUAUUCAAAUGCAUUGUUAUCGUGUUUUGAUUGGAUUGUCGACAACUUUCUGGAAGUGAAAUUUUGCAUGUUUUUGACAGGCAUGUUCCCAAAGACUUACCUAAUAAUUGAGAUCUCUGUGUGUUGACGUCUUUGUGGCACACUUGGUGAACCUUUUAAAUUAUUUGAUUACUAACUAUGAAUCAUCUGCAAUAUUGGCUUGAUGGUGGUUUUUCAUCCAAGUUUACAAACUGUCUGAGUGUUGUGUGCCUCAAAUUGUUACUGUGUUGUGAAUUUUCAAGUUAACUUGUAGAUAGAAAGUUGCUUCAAAUGCUGGGUAUGUACUAUUAUAAGCUACACCAAUGUACAGUACAGGUCUACACAAAUGUACCGUUUUCAGCCUGUGUAAAUUUGGGCUAUUUUUUAUUUGACAUUUUAUAUAGAUCAGUGUAGAAAUAUCUGAGAUAUGUAUUUUAAGAUAACUUUGCUAUUUGAGAAUAAAUGAUAACCAGUCAGUGAUACCUAAA